AUGGGACAGUUUUCGGGAGGAUGCUACUUGAGUUUUGCCACCCUCGUGCUUCUCGGCUCGCAAGUCCCGGCCACGUUAGCGAGAGGCGCCCGAGGUGAAGCCCUGCAGCAUGGCCAAUCUGGGACGCUGCCCCACUUCCUGGAGGAGCCUGUCGACGCCUACAUCGUCAAGAGUAACCCCAUCAAGCUCCGGUGUCAGGCUCGGCCCGCUCUCCAAAUCUUCUUCAAGUGCAACGGCGAAUGGGUCCAUCAGAGCCAGCAUAUGUCUCAGGAGCACACCGACCUGGGGACAGGGCUGAAGAUCCGCGAGGUGAUGAUCAACGUGUCACGUCAGCAGGUGGAGGACUUUCAUGGCCCAGAGGAUUACUGGUGUCUGUGCGUCGCCUGGAGUCACCUGGGAACCUCCAAGAGCCGCAAGGCAACAGUCCGGAUCGCCUACCUGAGGAAGAACUUUGAGCAGGACCCCCAAGGCACUGAGGUGCCUCUGAAUGGCAUGAUUGUGUUGCAUUGUCGUCCCCCAGAGGGAGUGCCUGUGGCUGAGGUGGAAUGGCUGAAAAACGAGGAGCCUCUAAGCUCUGACGGCAUCAUCGAUACGAGAGGCGACCACAAUCUCAUCAUCUCAGAAGCUCGCCUGUCUGAUUCGGGGAACUACACCUGCGUCGCCAGCAACAUUGUGGCCAAAAGACGCAGCGCAACAGCCACUGUUGUAGUCUACGUGAACGGAGGGUGGUCAUCGUGGACGGACUGGUCGCCCUGUAACGUGCGCUGCGGUCGCGGCGUGCAGAAACGCUCUCGCACUUGCACAAACCCAGCUCCUCUCAACGGGGGAGCCUUUUGUGAGGGCAUGUCGGUGCAGAAAAGCACCUGCAACACGCUGUGUCCAGUUGAUGGCGGCUGGGGGGAGUGGAGCGAGUGGUCGUUGUGCAGUUCUGACUGCGAGAGGCAGCGCAGCAGAGAGUGCACGGCUCCAGAGCCCAAACAUGGAGGGCGGCUGUGUGACGGCGUGGCACUGGCAACCGACAACUGCACCGGCGGCCUCUGCACACAGAAUCGAAAGUUGCUACAUGAUGCUAAGCCACAGGGUGUGGAGAACAGCAGUGAUGUGGCCUUGUACUCGGGCCUUGCUGCGGGGGUGGUGACAGUCGUGCUGCUGAUCAUCGCCGUUACUCUUUAUCGAAGGAGCCAGAGCGAGUACGGUGUCGAUGUCAUCGACUCCUCCGCCCUCACCGGGGGCUUCCAGUCCUUCAGCUUUAAGACCUCUCGUCAAGCGAACCCCCUGCUGAUCAAUUCCUCCAUGCAACCUGAUCUGACAGUGUCACGGACGUACACCAGCCCCAUGUGUUUCCAGGACUCCAUUGACAAGGAGCUGAUGGCCGAGCGCUCGCUCCUCGACCCGCUCCCUGAUCUCAAGGUCAAAGGGGUGGCAGAAAGGGCAGAGUACCAUGUCAUGUCCCACCCUCAGACAUUUCCGAGGGGCCUGGCUCCAGACUACAGAGGAGUUGCGGUGGGAACGACGCUGGGCAGGAGAAGCAAAAACCUCUUCACUCCUCAAGUCUCUCUGACUCCCAGCAGGCCUCUCCACAAAGCAACGGCAGUCUUUGGUCAUGCUGGAGGACGGCUGGUUGUUCCCAACACAGGUAUCAGUCUGUUGGUGCCUCAUGGGGGGAUCGCAGAAGACACUACCUGGGAAAUGUACAUGAUCAUCAACCAGGAAGACAGCAGCACUUUGUCUGAGGACGGGCCAGAGAUCUUUUUGAGCCCUGCAGUCACGUAUGGACCACCAGGCCUUGACCUGUCCUGUCCCAUAGCCUUGACCAUAGCCCACUGUGGUGAGGUUGAUGCUGGCAACUGGACCAUUCGACUAAAGAGACAAAUGCAGGACAACAAGUGGGAGGAAGUGAUGUCCGUGGACGAGGAGAGCGCAUCCUGCUACUGUCUGCUGGAGGCCCAGAGGUGCCACGUGUUGUUGGAGCACCCGGGUCGCUACGCCCUGGUGGGGGAACCGCUGAACCAGGAGGUGGCCAAGCGGCUGAGGCUGGCUGUGUUUGGUAGUCCGGACACUAGCAACUCUCUGGGCUUCACCCUCAGGGUUUACUGUGUGGACGACACACCCCAUGCGUUUCAGGAGGUGGCAGUGGGCGAGCGCAGCAGGGGUGGGCGGCUGCUGGAGGAGCCUAAAGUGAUGCUGUUCAGGGGGAACACUUUCAGCCUCCAGGUGUCCAUCCAGGACGUCCCACAGUUACUCUGGAGCAUCAAGCCUUUCACCACCUGCCAGGAGUUCUCCUUUUCUCAGGUGUGGGCCAGUAACCAGCGUCCCCUGCAGUGUGCCUUCUCUCUGGAGCGGUACAGCCACUCCUCGUCCCAGCUGUCCUGCAAGAUCAGCGUACGACAGGUCAAAGGCGAGGAGCAGAUACUCCAGGUCUACACGUCUGUGGUGGAGAAUGAGAAGGGAGUGGUUCCCUUUUUCACUCAGUCGGACUGUACCAUCACCUCUCAGACAGGGUCACGGGCCUUUAAAAUCCCGCUGUCUAUCCGUCAGCGGAUCAGCGCCACCUUUGACACGGCUAAUGCCAAGGGGAAGGAUUGGCAGCUCCUGGCUCAAAAGCUCCACAUAGACAGGAACCUGUGCUACUUUGCAUGUCAGGAGAGCCCUUCAUCAGUGAUUCUGAGUCUUUGGGAAGCCCAGCACCAGGACUCGGGGGACCUGGACUCUCUGGCCAGUGCCCUAGAGGAAAUUGGCAAAGUUCAGUCCCCCACGACCACCACACAUGGCUGCAGCAGAGAAGAGCAGGACUCUGAAUUCACUCAACUUGGGUAAGGCAGGUGCACAGCAGAUCAAAUCAUGAUGAACCUUUACUGCAUGAACACUGAUGACCAGGUGUACUAUCUGCUAACCUAUGGUGAAAAGGAGGAGGAGGAGGAGGAGGUGCAAAGGGGGCAGCAGGGAAACCCUGUUUUGGACUGUUACUAAAGGAACAUCUCUGCUAAACCUCUCUCUGCUAGAUGGCACACACACAGACACACGGGAAUCAUGAAACAGCUGCGAGAAAGCGUUUGUGUACCAACAAAAACAUUUUGGAAAGGGGUGGAAAUAUCCCACACCCAUAUUUGAUUGAAACAUGUCAACUCCUUGUCGCUUCAGAGGACAGAUUUGAUAACCUGCAUUCAAGGAUUAUGGGUAACCAUGUGAGGAGGACUCUCCGUGUGGGAAGUGUGUUUUAGACAAACUGCCAAUCAGGCUGGUGGUGUGACCUUCCCAGGAUCGGAUGGGCUGGCACUUGCCGUCAAACAGUCUUCUGGGCUGUCAAAAUCUUUGGUGUAACGUCAUUAUGUUGUCAUUCAUUUCCUAUAUCUCCCAAUGCUUCUUUUUCUUUUCUGCACCGUGUCUCCACUGUUACUGCUGGAGGUAGAAAAAAAAACCAAAAAAAAAAAAAACCAGAAAGCAAAGAAUAUUGGAUGUUAAUGUUGUCAGAACAUCUUAGCGUGGGGUCAGAGACACUGACAGUGAUUGUCCCCACGGAUUAGCAUUUAAAAGGAUCUGAUGAUGUCCACGUGCUAAUUAAACAAACAUAAGAACGUUCAAGAAAUGACUUUUGUAAAGGCUCUUACAGUGACGUGCAUCACAUAGAUAACAGUCAUUUUAACAAACGCCCUCAUGCACAAACACUUUCAACCCCAUCAGCAGAACAUGCUGUUAAAGCCAAGGCUGCAGAGGAGAAUAACUUACCCAGCUGAUCUGUGCUGCAUCUGGCGAUGCAGCCAGAGGUGCACCGCAUUCCCUAAUGUCUAUUAAUCAACUUCUGGUUGUUUUGGAGGAAAAUUAAUUAAUCAAUCAAUUUAAUUAAUUAAUUUUCCUCGAUUUUUGAUUAUAAAUUGUGACUUUUGAUGUGUGGCUUCGCUGGAGCUGUCUUUUUUUUUUUUUUUUUUUUUUU
Seriola dumerili (greater amberjack) is the source of this 3931-nucleotide messenger RNA. Its product is annotated as netrin receptor UNC5D-like. Lineage: Eukaryota; Metazoa; Chordata; Actinopteri; Carangiformes; Carangidae. Gene Ontology annotation, molecular function: protein binding; netrin receptor activity. Gene Ontology annotation, biological process: netrin-activated signaling pathway. The coding region runs from base 1 to 2817 and encodes 938 amino acids. The transcript is spliced from 18 exons. Gene Ontology annotation, cellular component: membrane. The record is from RefSeq and is a predicted model, not a curated record.